AUGGAAGCUAAAUUGCAAAAACUCAAAGUAACAGAGCUGAAAGAGCUUCUCGCGAAUCAUCACCUAGUACAGACGGGAAAGAAAGAUGAUCUAGUGAAGAGAUUGUUAGACAAUAAUGUCACCUUGGAGGAUGACUCGACAGAAGAACUAGUCGAUCCUGAUGCUGUGAAUGAUACUCCCCAGUCCGACGCACCACCCGCUGCUGCUCAAACCUCAGCAGCUUCUUCAUCAUUACCUCCUGCAGCCGAACCUCCCACAAAUGAAGCAUCAGAACCUUCGCCGGAAGACUUAACGCCAGAGCAGAAAGCUAUGAAAGCUCGAGCGGAAAGAUUCGGUAUUCCCUUUAACCCCAACGCUAAACCAAAAUCCUCAAAUUCUCGUAAUGGAGUGAAGGAGUCUACUGCUGCUAAACCCAAAUCUACACCUGCCGCUACUACCUCUGCUGCAUCAAUAACUGCCCCUCAAAAGAAGGAAAAAGCAGGAGCCAUCGAUUCAGCCUCCCUGGGAAUAAGUGAAGAUGUAUUAGCUAAAAGAGCUGCAAAAUUCGGUUUACCAGAAAAGAAAGAACAACCCAAAGCAUCUGCUCCUGUCACUCCUACUUCCACAUCCGUUUCCACGCCCAAAUUACAGCCAAAAGCUGAAAGCAAGAAAGCAGAAGUAACUCCUGAGAUGGCCGAGAAGUUAGCUGUUGAAGAAGAGAAGAAGAGGAAGCGAGCCGAGAAAUUCGGAUUUAGUAAACCUUCAAGCGAAACAAAUGGUUCUGAGCCGGAUGCUAAAAAGGUAAAAGUAUGA
Molecule: messenger RNA, 792 nt
Organism: Kwoniella shivajii
Lineage: Eukaryota; Fungi; Basidiomycota; Tremellomycetes; Tremellales; Cryptococcaceae
Exons: 6
Coding region: 1-792 (263 amino acids)
Biological process (GO): poly(A)+ mRNA export from nucleus
Cellular component (GO): nucleus
Source: RefSeq, a predicted model, not a curated record